GCUCCGUUUGUACAGUACAGUUGCCAAAGAAAAAGGCAAGGUUGGUAAGCAACCUGACGGUGCUUGUAUUUUUUCGCUGCCAAGCUUUAUGACAUCUAACAAGGCUUUUAUGGACGAAAGAGACGAUUCGGACGUUCCUCGCGGCACAGAAGAGAAUAUUUUGAUACGCUUACCAAUUCCAGUACAACAAGACAAUCGUGUUGAAUUACCAUUUCCAACACAACACGGACAGAAUGAACGGGUAAAGACAAGCCGCGUGUUUCAAUCAGAACCAACCGUAUCAUGUGGUUCUGAUUCUUCCGACACAACCAAUGGUACAAUAACCAUUGAUGUAGGAGAUAAAAAAGAAACAUGUGAAGAUGGUAGUAAAAGAGAAAUUGUGAAUUGUAACUUACCAGUGCAAGAAGCUGUGUGGCAGCAAAAGCUUGAUGAGGUGCAUGAGGCUGUUGUGGGAAAAACAGCAAGUAGUGGGAAAAACUAUGUAAAUGUUCCGAUUGAACAUGUGAAGGUUUUGAAAAAGGGUUCUGAAGGUUCUAGUGUCAGUAAGUACAGAUUUAAGUCAGAAUAUGGCAAAUCUGAAUAUAGGGAGAUCGCUGGAAAAAAAAUGCUAAAAGAUUAUUACCCUAAUAUUAAAAAUGAAGUUACACGGGUGGCAAAGAACAGUCACCAUGUUAACAUUGCUGGAUAUGUUACACAUCAUGAGGAAGAAGAAUUUGUUAUUCUAUUCACUGAACUUUGUGAUUUCUCAUUAAAAGAAUAUAUCAGUAAGACGAUAACAGUUGAAGAAUCGGACUGUCCAGAUUCAAUGAAAAUUCUAGGGGAAGCAGUACAGGGAAUCAAGUAUUUACAUGGACUUAACGUUUCGCAUAUGGACAUAAAGCCAGGCAAUUUUCUUUUUAAACAACAUACUCCAGAAACUGGAAUGUGUUGCUAUGUUUUAAAAGUUAUUGACUUUGGCUUAAGCAAACAACUUGAUUCGGAUAGAACUGCAACAGUUUCUCAUGAUGUUGUAGGCACAAAAAGUUACAUGGCUCCAGAACAAUUUAAAGAUCAUUUUAAACCAACACUUAAAGCAGAUGUAUUUUCACUGGGGUUGUUAUUUUACUAUGUUUUAACAAAUGGAAAACAUCCCUUUGGUACCAAUGAAACUGUUAUUGCUUGUCACAUACUUAAAUACAAGAAGCAACCCUCUCUCGAAACAUUGGAUUUAGUGUUCAAAGAUAACAAGGAAGAUGCUGUUCUAGCAAAAGAUUUAAUCAGAAGAAUGAUUCAAAAAUAUCCAGAUGACAGGCCAACAAUUGAAGAGGUUGAAAUACAUCCUUUCUUUUGGGAUGCCCACAAGAAAAAACUUUUUUACAUGGCUGCAAACGAUGUCAUACAAAAACGCACAGAUGAUGCAAAGUUUCUGAAAUCUUUGAAUGAAGUAAGAAAGAAGAAGCAGGAUGGCCAACUAGAAGAUAUGACAAUAGAAGAUUUAAACCUUCCCAAAGAAUGCUUAUAUUCUCCUAAAAAAACAGACAAAGAUCAACAAUCCCCAAAAUACAGCAAUGUUGAGACAUAUGUAUUGUUUUUGCGCAACUGGCUUGUACAUUGUCGACCUGAUGAAUCAAAACAGCUUGAACGACAAAAAUCAAGAGAAGCUCAGCGUGAACAUCUAACUGAUGAUGUUGAGAUAAGACUACCAAAGUUGACAAAGCCUUAUCCACGACUUUUGCAUCAUCUUUAUUACCUACUACAGAAAGAGAAGACUUUCAGAGAUGCAUUUAAAAAAGAUGCCAAAAUCGACCUUACAAAAGUGACUUCGGUGAUUCGGGACCCAAAAGUGAAAGCUACAGCAUGAUGUGUUUCUGCUGAGUACUAUCAAAAUAAUGCAUUAUUGAGAAUUCGAUCAAAUAUGAGUUAUAUUUCAUGUGGUGAAUUAUGCAAUCAUGAAAUAUCUUUUAAUGUUUUUUUAGGUAUGUGAUUAUACUUCAACUGCACUAAUUUUUACAUAUUAACCGUUUUAUUUGCCUUUUACAUGGUAAAAAAACCUUAUGCCUA
Messenger RNA from Ciona intestinalis (vase tunicate), 2040 nucleotides. The record is from RefSeq and is a predicted model, not a curated record. NCBI's taxonomy places the organism in Eukaryota, Metazoa, Chordata, Ascidiacea, Phlebobranchia, Cionidae.